AUGGCGCCCGCCAAUCAAUGUGCUGACCGGCUCGCAGAGUUCCCAGCUUAUUGGUUGGAGCGCCCAGAGCUCUUUGCUGAGAUACAAGAAGGUGUGGAUGCUGAGGAUCGCGCUCUUCGCGUGUUGAAAUGGUUUAUUGCUACACUCAAGGGUCAAUACACGUCUAGGAACGAGAAGAUGGGUUCGGAGAAGAAGCCCCUCAACCCGGUUCUUGGAGAGCUCUUUUAUGGAUCGUGGCCUGACAAAAAUGGUCGAGGCGAGACGAAGCUGCUGGUCGAGCAAGUUUCGCACCAUCCACCAAUCACGGCUUACUACAUCACGAAUAAGUCAAAGAACUUGACUCUCCAAGGUCAUAAUGCGCAAAAGACGUCGUUCUCAACAGGUGCUAUCAUUGUCAAGCAGGUCGGACACGCUGUCUUGACCUACGAACCCCCAGGCAGGCCUGUCGAGAAAUACCUCAUCACACUUCCGAAGCUCAGGAUCGAUGGGCUGUGGUAUGGUGCUCCAUACAUCGAGCUCACGGAUAAUGGAUACAUCCAGUCGUCUACUGGUUAUCUCGCUUCGAUUGAGUACAAAGGCAAGGGGUAUUUCUCCGGCAGAGCGCAUUCAAUCAAGGCAUCUUUCGGUCUUGCCGCAAACCCUCAAGCGCCUUCUGUUGUCGUUGAAGGACAGUGGGACACUAUCACGAAGGUCACAUCGGUUAGCGGUUGCAAGCACGUCAAAUCGGGCUCCGUAUUCACCGACGUGACCACACCCAAAGAAGAGGUUACAGUAAUUCCCACAAGUGAACAAGGAGAGUGGGAGAGCCGAAAGCUUUGGGAACAGGUCGCUAACGGCAUCAAAUCUGGUGACUUUACAAAGGCUAGUCAGGAAAAAACCAAAAUUGAAAACGAACAAAGGCAAAGAAGACGCGAUGAGCAAGCAGCUGGGACUCCUUGGCAAUUGAAGCACUUUGUACACGUGGAGGCGGACCCUGACUACGUCGCUUUGGCCGCAAUGUUUGAGGGAGUAGGAGUCCUGCCCACCGAGGAUGCGUACAUUUAUCAACCAACUUCGGAAGCAGCAUGA
Molecule: messenger RNA, 1068 nt
Organism: Acaulospora colombiana
Lineage: Eukaryota; Fungi; Glomeromycota; Glomeromycetes; Diversisporales; Acaulosporaceae
Source: the annotation of a GenBank genome assembly